Molecule: messenger RNA, 3396 nt
Organism: Xiphophorus hellerii (green swordtail)
Lineage: Eukaryota; Metazoa; Chordata; Actinopteri; Cyprinodontiformes; Poeciliidae
Gene: tpst1l
Product: tyrosylprotein sulfotransferase 1, like
Exons: 6
Coding region: 1944-2993 (349 amino acids)
Biological process (GO): peptidyl-tyrosine sulfation
Cellular component (GO): Golgi apparatus
Molecular function (GO): protein-tyrosine sulfotransferase activity
Source: RefSeq, a predicted model, not a curated record
AUUGAUUACAGAUCCCUGUAUUUAUCACGUUGACAUUGAGAGACAUUGGGAUAUUUUUCCAUACUUCAUUUUAGUUCUCCAUAUUUACCCAAUUAUGGAAAAAACUAAUCUGAUCAUAUAAUUUUCCACACUUUUCAAAACGCCUUGGGAUUCCUUUGUUUAUUAAGAUGUGUAUAUGACAGGAUCAAUUGAGGAAGAAAUAAACUGUUUUUAUAAUAACAGCAUGGUCUUUAUAUGGAUUGGUUUAUUUUCUUGAACAAAUUCUGAUAAAUAGUACUGUUGCACACACAAUAAAAUAAAAUACAAAUGCUUUAAUAAACUAUAUAAGCAUCUAUGGAAGCAAAUUAAAAAAAAUUAAACACAGGGGAUUUUUUAGUCUUACUAUGCUCAGUACAUGUCUUCAUUUAAAGCAUACCUUUGCUCUGACAAAAAACCCAAAUUUAUUUCUUUAAAUAUGCAUCUGUCAAGCUGCAGAUCUAAUCUUGCUGCACUCUGCAGUUGUACAGACUCCUAUGAUUAAAACAUAUAUUUAUGUUCUUAGCCUUUAGGUUAUACCAAUAAAAGGAAAUUUAAAGGGUUGUUUGCCCAUCUGAACAUUUCCAGGAAGUCGGCUCUUCUACCACUAGUUCUUAGUUCCUGUUUUCUUAAAAUUGUUUACCACCCACCACUUACACCAUUACCUGUUUGCAACCUGUGAUCCCAAGUCAUCACUGUUUGGUUAACUGGUCUUGUUUGUUGGUAUUUAGUGAUCAGAUGACUUUGUGGCUUUUUAAAAGCCUGUUUGUACACAUUGUACUUGCUCACAGUCAUUGCACUUUACAGAAAUUCUUUUCCUAUUGUGUUACUCCCAUGGGGUGUAGCUUUGUGGCCUUUAUUUAGCUUUAAGUUAAAUUUCUGAAGAGCAAUUAUCUGCAAGCAACUUGUGUAUAAUAGCAUCUGUAGUUAAAUUGUUUAGAAUUUAAUACAUUUUUAUUUAAAGUAUUUUAUAGGACAGAAAAUGAUUGAUUGAAGUGAAAUUCAGUAAGGAAAAAUGAUUUAAAACUUGCCUAGCAAAUCCAUGUUAGUUGCAUGUUGAAUAAAAGUAAAAAAAAACAUUAAAAACUCCAAGGGCUCAUAAGGCCUCACCUCUAGCCUCAUCCAGAUGUUUUCUGUUUUUGAUCUGAUGGCCAGAGAUUUUUUUUUUAGGCAGCACAGGGACGUUUAGCUCCACGUGGCAUCCAGAUGUUAGAAUCUCACCACUUUCCGUCUGAAAAAGAUGGCAGAAAAACUAACUCUUGACUUGCUUUAGUAAAUUGUUUUCCAUGCUAGUAGGGGGAUGUAGAUUACAUCAAGAAAUAUUCCGUGCACAUUGCAGAAAUGAAAUGGAGAAGUUGCAGGAUGUCUUACUCUGUAAGUAGUAACCUGAUCUAAAACUGGCAUUACUGAGUGUUUGAGUUUGACAGAAUUUGUCAGUGAGAAGGAAAACAUGACAGAUUUGUAAUUGGUAGCUUCGGAUGUGUUGUGGCCUGCCGCAGUGAACUUUGAUAUGGCUCGACAGCCAGAAGCAGCAAAAUAGCAGCUUUAAGAAAACAAAAAUCCUAGCUUCAUUUCAGCCCCUCAGAAACAGUGUUCCAGUAUUUCUGCCAAAACAACGGUUUCCACGACUCCCUGCAAGUUGGAGUCAUGGCUAGGCGACGUGGCUAACUGUGGUCGGCGGCAGGUUUGGGCCCUGCAGUCGGAGAACGUGCCAUGACGGCUGUGGAGGAUUGAGGAAGAAUCCCAGCCUUCAGCUUCUUCAGCUUCACUUCCACUCAUCUCUGUUGGACUCUUCUCUGUUGAUCUAAUUAUGUCUAAAUGACUCCGGUUAAAUUUUAAGACGUGGAUUCUCUCACAUCAGAAUCCAUCUACACCACCCAAGUUUUAUUUUAUGUGCUCCUGAUUUCCAAAAGAAACCCCCAACAGCCAUGCGAGGCAGAACCAACAUGCUGCUGGGCUGCGUGCUCCUCUGCUCCGCCUCCCUGCUCUACCUGGGCAUGAACACUAUAGACUGCCCUCGGAAAAGCCACCGCUACCACUGGAUGGAGCUCAACAUGGCCUCGGGCAAUCAGAGUCUGCCGCACUUCCCGGAAGACACACCCCUCAUCUUCAUCGGGGGUUUUCCUCGGAGCGGCACCACGCUGAUGCGCGUGAUGCUGGACGCGCACAGCGCCGUUCGGUGCGGAGAGGAGACCAGGGUGAUCCCUCGCCUCCUAGCUAUGAGGGCUACCUGGAGUCGCUCCGUCAGGGAGAGGAUACGCUUGGACGAGGCCGGCGUCACUGACCAGGUGUUGGACGCAGCGGUGCGAGCCUUUCUGUUGGAGGUGAUAGUCGGCCAUGGGGAGCCUGCAGCUCGUCUUUGCAACAAGGACCCAUUCGCGUUGAAGUCCCUGUCUUAUUUGGCGCGCAUCUUCCCCAAAGCCAAGUUUGUCCUCAUGUUGAGAGACGGACGGGCAACUGUCCACUCCAUGAUAUCUCGCAAGGUGACCAUCUCGGGGUUCGACCUGAGCAGCUACAGAGACUGUCUGACCAAGUGGAGCAGUGCAGUGGAGGCCAUGUUCAGCCAGUGCCAGGCGGUGGGGGAAACACGAUGUUUACCUGUCCGAUACGAGCAGCUGGUUCUCCACCCAGAGCAGCAAAUGAGGGACUUGCUUCAUUUCCUGGAGCUGCAGUGGGACUCCUCGGUGCUGCAUCACGAAGAGCUGAUUGGGAAGGCUGGUGGCGUUUCGCUGUCCAAGGUUGAACGCUCCACAGACCAGGUGGUGAAGCCAGUGAACACGGAGGCCCUCUCUAAGUGGGUGGGAAACAUUCCCAGCAAUGUGAUUGAUGACAUGGCUGAAAUCGCCCCGAUGCUCGCUCGCCUGGGCUACAAUCCGCACGCCAACCCUCCUGAUUACACAAAAGCAGAUCCCAUCACGUCUCCUUUUAACCACUUGCAGAGAGAGAAAACGGCAGCAGACUCUCCUCAUCCCAGUUAAAGAUGGCAGCUCUCUGCCGCCUUACAGACGCACCUGGAACACAGACUUUUAUUCCAGCUGUUAUCUCGCCUCACAUGGAGAACUGCGGCGCUGCGAUUACAUUGAAUUCUUCUCGAGACUUGUUUACAGUUUCCAAGUGUGAAGAUUGGUGGUCUACCGGAUUAAUUUGCGUUUUAAAUGUCAGCUCUUCACAGUGAACUGUUUUCCACAGAUUCUUGACACAUCCCAUCACAUUCUACCUGACAGUGUUUCAACUUUUCUCCCAAGUUCAUCGCAAUGUGAAUGCGUAUUCAGACCAAUAUCUCACUAAGCGCUCAGUCAGUGGUUGUCAAGCAUAAUGACUGUAUAUAUUUUUCAAAAUGUACUUUUAUUUUCUUAAUAAAUUAUUUUGGUUGAAUGGUCA